AGCUUUAGUUUCAAGACGCGCUGGUACUCUGCAUGCAGUCACUGAAUCGGCAACCGGCACGCUCCGCCCGCCGCCAGAAGAGCCCCGGCCCGGCCCGGCCCGACCCGACCGGCCGUAAGAGUCCCGGCUCGGCCCGGCCCGGCCUUGCCCGCCCCGGAGCUCCCUCGCCCCGGAGCUCCCUCGCCCCGCCCCCGGUGCGGCCGCCUCAGGGCUCCGCCGCCGCCGCCAUGCCGGGCGGUGCGCGGGGCCUGUACCGGCGGAUCCUGCUGCUGCACCGGGCGCUGCCGGCCGCCCUGCGGGCUCUGGGGGACCGCUACGUGAAGGAGGAGUUCAGGAAGCACAAGGCCGCCGGGCCCGCCGAGGCCCAGCGCUUCCUGCGGGAAUGGGAGAACUAUGCAGCAGUGAUACAGCAACAAAUUAAUGAGGACAAACAAAACUUGAGAGAAAAGACUUUAUAUGGAAUCCAGCUCACAGAAGAAAAACUUAAUGACUUCCGUGAUGAACAGAUUGGGCAGCUGAAGGAACUGAUGGAUGAGGCUACCAAACCUAAUAAAAACGUCACCAUUUCUAAAGACUCAGAACACAAAACCUAAAAGGUUUUAAAAAUUGUUUUAAUGCAUACGGAAGCAUUUUGAAACUUCCUUUCCUAGUUGGACUUGAAUGUGGUUUCUGUGGAAUAAUGGGUGCUGCUGAUGCCAUAACUUGUCUGAAAUGGAUGUCUCUGGCUAUUUGGCUUUCUAUGCAAGAAUAAAUGUUAAGAUGGAAUAAUCACAACAAUUUUAUGUUAAUUGCAAUAUUUUUUUUUCUUCUAAUGGGAGGUGGAGACUUAAAAAUUCAGUAAAAGUAAAUGGACAUUUUUAAAAUAAUUUUUUUUUUUUUUUUUUAUCUUGGCACCCAUAGGGCAAAGAAUCUUUCUGUUUGUAUGUCAUCCUCUGCCUUAAUGGAAAAGAUGCAAUUAGCAUUUGUUUUCUGAUGUGGAUUCAGUAGACAAAGAACAAAGGUAUGGUACUAGAGUGGGUUUGUUUCGAUAGGAAGAAAUGAGCAGUAUUAGAAAAACAUACUGCUGUUGAAAUUGAAGGUUGGUUUUCUUCUUGAGCUUUAUUGUGAAAUGUGGUUUAAAAUAAAAGAUGCAGUUCAUUUAUUAAAUUGA
Messenger RNA from Aquila chrysaetos chrysaetos, 1150 nucleotides. RefSeq names its product succinate dehydrogenase complex assembly factor 3 (gene SDHAF3). The coding region runs from base 33 to 593 and encodes 186 amino acids. Gene Ontology annotation, cellular component: mitochondrion; mitochondrial intermembrane space. The transcript is spliced from 2 exons. Gene Ontology annotation, biological process: succinate metabolic process; mitochondrial respiratory chain complex II assembly. The record is from RefSeq and is a predicted model, not a curated record. NCBI's taxonomy places the organism in Eukaryota, Metazoa, Chordata, Aves, Accipitriformes, Accipitridae.